UCUGUCCUAUAAGUGAUUAUGCGCGUGCAGACGUCGCGUCCGAUGUGCCGUUUCUUGCUGUUAGUAAAGAACAUAUUUGCCAUUGGCAUUGUGAUUUUCAUUAUAGUCCUGACGUGUUGGCUUGUGACUAACGGCAAAAAAGGCCGUUGAAACGUUCCUGGUGUGGAGGGUUUCUAUGCAGACGCAGCAGCACAAGCAACAGCAGUAAUAUCAGCAGAAUCUGUUACGUCGGUCAAUUACGACAGUCACGACUGCACCUAAAGAUCUGCCAUAACAGUUUCUACCUAUCGUCUGUGUGCUUCACUAGAUAUUCAUUGCUAGAGCGAUAUCCGUACCUACCGUUAACACGCUAUAGCGCUAAAGCGGUACUAAAGUGACGGUUUGCCUAGUAUGACAUCAACGUUGAAGCAACAGCUGCCAGAGAUAUUGUGAUCUAGUCUGUGUUUGAUACAAUGCUAUGAUGGACAGAUAUGUGUGUUGUCUGGCCCAGUAUUUUCUUGGUGAAUAUGCCUGUGUACUAUACAUGUGAAUGAUUCUCACGUUGUCGAUUGAUUCGUCGUGAUCUUCGCGCUUUUCCUUCGGCCUAUUCAAGAAACUGGCUGAUAGAGCACAAGUGAAGAUUAGCAGAGUCUUCAACGGUGGUUGUGUUGGUAGGCGAUAGUUUCUAAUGUCAUUCGUUCAGCUAGGCUGCAUUAUCUCCUUAUACAGUACGAUAUACAUCACAGCACACAAUUGUACUUCACCGUCUUUCGCGGAACCCCUCCCAGCCAUCGGCGUUUACUUGGUGUUCGUUUUUCGUAUUGCAAACCCAAAGGCAAGUUUCGUAGCCUUCCGGUGAUAGAAACCAGUGCUGAAGAGUUGGUCAGUGUGUAAACAAACGAUUCGCCUCUCCGCAUAGUGGUCGUCUGUGUGUCGUGGUAAGUUUUUGUGGAGUGAAGGAUAUGUGUGUCGUCGUUUUCGGUGUUACCGGUGUUCUCACGAAUUGCUGACUGCAUGAAAGUGUUAAAGGGAGAGAGCGAGAAUAAGAGAGGGAAAAAAGAGUGAUACAACGAUAAAUGGACCUAUCAACUAUUAUGUGGCAUGGCUGUAAUACCUAGAAGGGUGAAGAAUCACUCCUUCGUGUUGUCGUCGUUGCUGUUAUUAGAGUGGUGAUAUUUUUUUUUUACCAAACUCGUGCGAAACAGCACAAAGGAACGACAGCAGAAGUGCGGAGGGGUGAUUUCCAUACGCGCCAAAAACGAACCGGUGGCGCGUCGCUCUCAAACACAGCCACCAAACGCCACAAUGAUGGGAAACUACGUAAAAAGAACAAAGUUCGCGUACCUACAGUUACCCCUAACGCUGGAACAACUAUGUCUAAGUUCCAGACACCUAUUUCUGGCGAUCAACAUUCUCGUCGUCGUCGCAGGUUACGGCAGUGUCAGUAGGGCCCAACAACUGUCUGCUAACGGCGAGCUGGGCGUUCAGCGACCACCAUACUUCAUCAGCGAGCCGCCUGCGCUCUUCGAAUUCACGGCGGACAAGGGUGCCGAGCUACACUGCAUCGCUGACGGUAUUCCGAAGCCGGAGAUUAGUUGGCAGCGACUUGAUGACUCGGAAGUGGAAAGCAGCGACGCGGGCGUCCUGCUUUUGCAUCCUAUUUCGCCAGCAAUGUAUAAUCAGUCGGUGUAUAGUGGAUUCUAUCGUUGCGUAGCGAGAAACUCGUUGGCGGUCAUCGCGUCGAGACUUGUCAACGUAUUAGCAAUAUUCGAUUCAGAAGACACGUUUGUAGAUGUGCAGGACGGCGUAGCCAUCCGGGGAAACACGGCUAUCCUGAGAUGUGUCUAUCGUGGGGAUAAUGCCGAAUUUACGUGGAUACGCGACGACGGCCUACUAAUCUCUCCGCAGCAGCAACACAACGAUCGAUAUCAGGUGUUGACAACUGGCGAGCUACUAAUUCACAAAACGAACAUGGCUGACAAGGAACGCACAUACCGGUGCCGCGUUCAGGAUACAAUCACAAAUAGGAUCCUCGUUAGCGCAAAGCCCGCCACUGCUUAUAUAGUUGAUUUGCAAAACGAAGUACCACCCCGAGUGGAGCUGGUUCCCAAGGAAGUGUCUCGGGGCUCUAGCUCGCGUCCAAUCAACGUGCCUUGCGUCUUCUCAGGAAACCCAACUCCAAACGUCACGUUUUUCGUCAGAGAAGGCCGCAAGAAACUAUCACUCGCCAACAACCCCACGUAUACGAUUGAGUAUAACGUUUUGACUUUCAGACCAACUCAUGAAACUGUUGUCGAGUGUCGAGCAAAAAAUUCGCUUGGGGAGUAUAAGGCGGAAAUCCAGAUCAUCGCACCUAAAGAACGGAUUCAAAUCAGCUUAGAUCCGCCGCAUCAGGUCAUCGAUAUCCUGACCACCGCCACGUUCAAGUGUCGUACGAAUGCGUCCUAUGCCAGUAUCGUGUGGAUGCAUAACGGAAAGGCGAUCGAUUCCAGCUCAAGGUUUACCAUCUAUAAGUCGAAGGAAGGUAGUUCGCUGACAAUACAUAGAGUCACGAUGGCCAAUUCCGGCAUCUAUCAGUGUUUCGUAUCCACCACGGCGCUUGUACAAGUCGCCCAGGCAUCAGCUGAGCUCAAUGUUUUAGGAACACAGCCGAUCUUUUUUGAAACGUUUAAGUCGGCGGUAUUAGAGGAAGGACACUCGCUCAUGCUUUCUUGUAAAGCCAAAGGGAUACCCGCACCAUCGAUUGAGUGGUUUGUCGACGGAAUACGGUAUUCAAAUGUUCCCGACCUUACAAUACCCAGAGUGGAUGUGUCCAAUGCAGGCUUCUACACGUGUGUAGCCACCAAUGAGCUAGGUUCGAACAGUCACACGGCCCGUGUAGAUAUUUACGCCAAAAUACAACGCAAAGUUGCUACUCGAUCGAUGACAGUCACUCAAGGGAGUCGGGUCGAGGUGUUCUGUUCGUUCGCAGGAUAUCCCAUCGAUUCUGUUAUCUGGAUGAAAGAUGGUGUCCGCCUAAAUUCGUCGUCCCGGCAUAUGCUACGCGAAAACGGAAUACUUGUCAUAGAUCAAUUACAAGCUCCGGCCGACGGGGGCGAGUACAUUUGUACGGUAGAAGGGCCCAGUGGCACGAUCACCUCGAAAACUGUCCUCGACUUCAAAGUGCCACCCCAAAUCGACACCCAUUUCUUCCCAAAUAAAAUCGAGGUGGAAGAAAGUUCCCGGGCACGUCUUCUUUGCUCGGUGUCGAAAGGCGAUACGCCAAUUAGAAUCAGCUGGAUGCGUCACGGUAAAAUUCUUGACACGGUACCAGAAGGUAGUGUUCAGUACUCGGACGAUUCAGCUAUGAUUAAAUUCAAAAAGGUUCGUUUUGAUGACCGCGGGGAAUAUACUUGCUUCGCGGCAAAUCAAGUGUCAUCGGUCAACCAAACGACCAUAGUCAACGUUCUUGUGGCUCCACGUUGGACGCUCAACUUUGUACAGAUUAACAUAACAUACGCGAUUCAAGGCCGAGCAUUUCGGGUGGAUUGUCCCGCCGAAGGCUACCCGACUCCAGUCGUAUCAUGGAGUAAAUCAGCGGACGGCUCGAUGUUCAACGAGAUUCUCAUCUCAAGACGAGUGUCGGUACAUGCCAAUGGUAGUCUCAUUUUUCGCUCCGUGUUUGCGGACACCGAUGCGGGAUUCUAUCGUUGCGAGGCUCGUAACGGCGUUGGCUUGCCGAAGAAGAUGACAACCGAGCUUCGAGUGGAACGUGGACCGCAAUUCAGCGAGAUCUACCAAACCAUCAGCGUGGAACGAGGCGCCCAUCUUACCGCAUUCGCGCACCUCGCCAUAACCGGCAACCAAGCGAUCAAGACCAAGUUCUUUUAUGAACGUAAUUUCCAAACUUUCAUCUGUGAACCCCAGAGAUGCAAGCUAACCAUAAAUGGUAGCAACGCUGUAAAUCUGACAAUCAAAGAAACUCGAAGAGAGGACUCAGCUUUGUACACCUUUAAGGCACAGAAUGGAUUCGGAGACGAUCAUACUUACAUAAACGUUAUCGUCCAAGAGCCUCCCGAAAGCCCGCGCGAGCUGGCUGUAUACGAAGUGUUCGGUCGAAACGCCACGCUUCGCUGGAAUCAGCCGUUGUUCGACGGGAAUAGCGCCAUCAGCUCGUAUAUCAUCCAGUACAAGCCGCAUAUGGAAAAUAUGGGACAUUCAUUCAGCUCAGUAGAAAUAAAUGGAACCUCACUACGAGCUGUACUCGGACCUCUGGAGCCUAUUCAACAGUACGAGUGCCGAAUAGCCUCAAGGAACGCCUUAGGCCAAAGUGACUUUACGGAUUCCAUCAUCUUCACAACGAAAGAAGAACCACCUUCCGGAUCUCCAACGGCGAUUGCGAUUCACGCCACCGGAUCACAGUCUCUCAAAGUCACCUGGAGGGCACCGCCAAAAGGUGAUCAAAACGGAGUGAUACUUGGCUAUUACAUUGGUUAUCGCCUCGCCGAUAGUAUCGAUGACGCGUAUCAGUUUAAGACGACACACGCUUCGCAGAACAACACGUUCGAGUCCACGUAUCUUACCAACCUACGCCGCCAGACCCGCUACCUGAUCGUGGUAAAGGCAUUUAACCGCGCUGGAGUAGGACCUCCUAGUGAAGAACUUAUCGCCCAAACCCUUGAGACAGCGCCACCAACUUCGCCAUCUAUCGAUGUGGAGAGUGUCAGCGCCACAAGCGUGAUUAUUCGCUGGAAUCCCAACCAGCUUGCGCCCAACACCGACUAUUCGCUUAACUAUGCAUCAGACAAAAACGACUGGCGGAAACUAAAGCUUUCGGUGGAUCAGGCAACACACGUUGUGUCCGGGCUAGCAUGCGGCACCUCGUACCGCUUCUACGUGAUCGCUUCGAACAGCCUGGGCACGGGUGAACCUGGCGUCGAAGUGCAGAUCCGCACCCAGGGAAGACCGCCAGUUUCCCCGCACAAGCAGUUUAUCGUUCCCAACACAACGAGUGCCACGCUACUUCUGGACGCCUGGCGUUCAACGGGCUGUCCAAUCAAUGCUUUUAAUAUUCAGUACCGAAAGCGCGGCAACCGUAACUGGUACAUCACCGGCGACACGAUGUCAGGCUCGAGUGACCGGUACACCAUAGCGCAACUAAGCCCUUCGACGACGUACGAAGUCAAGGUGGUCGCUACGAGCGACGCAGGACCCACUAGCCAAGACUAUCAGUUUACAACGCUGCCUAUUGGAGUGACCUCGCUGGAAUCGUCCCUUCAGGACUACUCGGCGUCAUCGACAAUGGCCCACAACCGAUACACAACCAUCAUCGUACAGGUUUCGCUGACAAUUGCUAUCACGGGCGGCAUUUUCCUUUUGUGUGCGCUCGCAUUGUUCUGGUACAAAAAAAAGAGUCAGGUCACCAACUCUGUGUCCACGCCGCAGUUGGUCCACAACAAAAGAAAGCCAGAUUUCACGGAAGAUUUUUACCUGUUUCAAGAGGUCCCGCAUUUAUCUUCGAGCAAGAGAUGCAACGUUCCGUACCAGGACACCGAAUCGCCCAUCAUGCAAUGUGUGCAUAAGCAAGACGACCCGAAAAUGUCGUCUAUGGGGGUGAUGGGCCAAUGCGGCACGCUCCACAACGAGGAGCAUAUCUAUGCCACAGCGACGACACCAGGCUUCCACGGUCUAUCGCAGCAGUUGACGUGCUCCACCCGUUGCUAGCAGACGCUUCGGCGGCCGACGCUCAAAGCAAUGCUCGCCGCCACCUCGAUCAGUCCGCCGCCUGAUGAGAGACAGGUGGAUCAGAUGACUAAUUCACACACGGGCCUUUUAGCACAUGUUGACCCGUUGGUACAAGAAACCACAUUUAGUGGCCAUCUAUGAACAGAGAUCACCUUGAAGAAAUCUAGCCAACAGUUCUAUUCAGAUAUUCCGGUAAUAAUAAGAUCGACAAAGGAUGGUUCGCCGUUGCGCAACCGAUCACCGCCCGCCGGUGGAACCGUCGCUACGUUUCAGAUAGUUACGGAAAGUAACGCUCCUUGUUGAUCCUAUGUGAAAUAUAGUAAUAUUCACUGCAGAUACGGACAGAUGAUUGAGGCUACAAUACUACAAGCUCCUUAAAGCAAGAUGUAAUAAAUGCGUCCCGUGUAUUUACUGUAUAGAGGGAAACCGAGGGAAAAGAAAGAAAAAACAAGGAAUAACAUACAAUACUCCACCAAAAGCACUAUUGGAGUACUGCAAUGUAACAAUGAAAUGAAACUCCUGUGCUGUGGUUUUGUUACCUCAAGCUAUUGGUUUUUAUUUGACGGAAGAAAAAAAGUUUGACGGUCACAAAAAGACCCGGCCAGGCCGACAAUGACCACACACGUCUGGACAACAAAAGGUUUAAAGAACUUACUGUGUUAUUAUUUUAAGGGCGAGCUUUUACUGUGAGAUGUAUAAAACGUGGUAUCAGGCCCGGCGGUUAGUUGUCUGGUUCAGAAAAUGUGAAUGAAGACGCGAUGUUUUUAAUGCUCCACACCGCCAGUUAUCUCUAACCGUACGAAAUCUACGCUACUAGCAUAGCUGUAAUAACCUAAGGCACAAACUAGGUUUUUUGACUGUUGUCAAAAUCACGAAGACACAAAGAUGUUGAAAAAGAUUAUUCAAAAGACAAUGAGUCGCUAACAAAUGAUGAUGAUGAUAGUAAUAAUAACAAUAAGUCUGUAUGCGAAUAAACAACAGAAAAAAAUCGAAAUGACACUGUGUGACGACGACGAUGAUGAUGAUGAUGAGCUUUAUGAGUGAUGACUUGCAAAGGAUUAACAAAUUAUGUGUUAUGAAAUAGAAGUAACAAAUAGGCACAUCAAAAGCGAACGGUGUUGAUGAUGAGGUACUAGGACAAUGAGCUCAGCAAAGGUUCACAGAACGACCCCAGACGAACCCACGACAUUUUUUUAAAUCGAAGUAGUUUCGUAGUAGUUUCAUGAGGUGCGGAGUUGUGCGUUGUGUAUUAUGUCUACUGCCGACUUCGGCUACUGAGUUUACGUGUGAAGAUGAAACACCGGUGGAAUAUAGGGGGCGAUAAAGGUCGACCGGACUUGUUACUGUAGUUCAAAAUGAUGGCGGACUAGUGGCCCGCUAAAUCUCAAUAACAUAUGCAGCGAAUCUUCAAUAGCAAAAGUACUUUUUUUAUCUAGAGUAGUAUUAGAGGUCGAAAAUAUUAGGCAUCUGAAACAGGUGUAUGUAGCAGAAAAAGCGUAAUAAACGAACUUUAGUUCAUUACCUUCCCUGGUGUGACAGGAACACGGAGGUAAAGAGAGUGUACAUGUAAUUCACUGAGUUAAUUUUGCUACCUUGUCAUUGCUACCUUGUUAACGCUGUGUACCGAUUUUAAUCUGUUUCUGCUAUAUGAAGCCAGCGCGCGCUUAGUAUUUAGAAAAACAAAAGGUGAUGUCACACAGAGUAGACAGAAGUAGUACGCCAACGCAAAGCACACAAGUGUCUACCAAGGGACGCAUUCGUGACAAGAAAAGGAAAGCAAACUCCGUCUCGUAGAUCGCCGCUUGCAUCCGCACUCCUCUACACUUUUUUCGUGUGUGAGUUCUUUUUGAUAGCGAUUUAGCAAACUCCUCGAUUCGUUUUUCCCAGUUAUCUAUUAUUUGUAAUGAACAAAACCUCAGGAAUAAGUUGGAAACCUAUAUAUGCCCCCCGUUAACGUCGAUCCGUGCGACUAUCAACCACGAAAAGCGGAGUGAAAGUGAGGCGUACGUGACAAUUAGCAUAUACGUGGAAGAGCUGAUGAAGCCGUGUGAAGCGUCGGCAGACGGACAGCUACUGACGCCCAGUUGUGCUCAGGGAUACGCAAAGCAGAGAGACGCCGACACACACACCUGAACCAGCAACAAGGCAAGCAGCCAUCGUGACGAACCCUUGUUAAGUAUUGGGUGUGAGCAUGUAUGAUUGAAUUGUCUAUAUAUUACGUGAGACUGCACAGAGAGAAUAACUAGAUUAGCGUUUACGCGCGCGUCAGGCGGUGAAAGAUUUUGUGAAAUCAGAGGGUCCCGGUAACGUGUUUUGGAGGAUUCCCUUAAACGUGUGGAUUCAGUCGAAGCAAGAAUCUUAGAUGGGUGGAUCGGUAGAAACAAUCCAUCGCGACUCUCGAGGCUAUGAGGGGGAGAUGCAGGGAACGGAACGAGGGGUAAGGUUAAGGAAAAAGAGGGCACAGAAAGAAACAAAGAGAGAAGGACAAGGAAACCGUUGUUGAUAAUUAAGGAUAAACAAAUUAAAAAAAAUUAUAGCCUUCCUGCGUGUAUAUACAAGCAAAGAUACAGGGAGAGAGAAAUGAUGAGAAACAAGAGAACGACACCCUGACUAAAAAUUACGGUGAAGAAUAAGAACGAUGCGACGCGUAAUAUUGAGGGUGUUGAAAAAGACAAAAAGGCAAAUAUAAAAGAAAGGAGUAUAUACGAGGAUAAUAUAAAGGAAAUGAUAAACAGAGUGAAUAAAUGU
This is a messenger RNA of Varroa destructor (honeybee mite), 8451 nucleotides long. Its product is annotated as cell adhesion molecule Dscam1-like. Gene Ontology annotation, molecular function: protein binding. NCBI's taxonomy places the organism in Eukaryota, Metazoa, Arthropoda, Arachnida, Mesostigmata, Varroidae. The record is from RefSeq and is a predicted model, not a curated record. Gene Ontology annotation, biological process: homophilic cell-cell adhesion; synapse assembly. Gene Ontology annotation, cellular component: synapse.